CCUCUAAUUAUAACCACCCCUAUCCGUUAAAAUUUCAAUCACUUUUUUUUUCUUUUGCUUGUGGACACUCAACAUAUCCUUUUGAGUUCUCCUUAUCAACAAUGGCGUCUCUCCUCUCAGUCUCCUCCAUUAUUCCCCACAUUUCUUCAUCAUUCAAGGGAAAUACAAGAAUCUUGAAGUCAAGUUCAAAUUUUUUUCCUUCAAUCAAGUUAUCUAAGCCAAGAACAAGAACCCCAUUUGUUGUUUUCAAUCAAGUUUCAGUUUUUAGUGCUCCUGGAAGUGAUUCUGCAAGUGGAAGUGUUAGAUUUAGGCUGAAUAACUUGGGUCCACAACCUGGGGCUACUAAAAAUAGAAAGAGGAAAGGUAGAGGACAUUCAGCUGGACAAGGUGGUAGUUGUGGUUUUGGAAUGAGAGGUCAAAAAUCAAGGUCUGGACCUGGUGUUAGAAAGGGAUUUGAAGGAGGUCAAAUGCCUCUUUAUAGGAGACUUCCUAAGUUGAGAGGAAUUGCGGGAGGCAUGUCUGCUGGACUUCCCAAAUAUGUACCUGUGAACUUGAAGGACAUAGAAGAGGCUGGAUUUCAAGAAGGGGAAGAGGUCUCACUUGAGUCCCUCAAGCAGAAGGGUUUAAUAAAUCCUUCAGGGAGAGAAAGGAGACUUCCACUAAAGAUCUUAGGCGACGGUGAGCUAAGCGUGAAACUUAACUUUAAGGCCCGCGCCUUUUCAUCAUCCGCAAAGGAGAAAUUAGAGGCUGCUGGUUGUUCAUUGACUGUUUUACCAGGGAGAAAGAAAUGGGUAAAACCAUCAGUAGCUAAGAACCUUGCUAGAGCUGAGGAAUAUUUUGCAAAGAAAAGAGCAGCUGCAUCCGACUCAGCUGACCCCUCUUCUGUUUAAGUCAACUUUUGUUAGCCACACAAUUUUUGUUUAUGUUGUCACUCUAGAAAGGGGAUGUAAAGCAACAUUCAAGAAGUUUUGGAUUCUUUUUCUCUUUAAGGUUUCCAAAAUGUAUUCCUAUUUUCCUA
Molecule: messenger RNA, 1018 nt
Organism: Lycium ferocissimum
Lineage: Eukaryota; Viridiplantae; Streptophyta; Magnoliopsida; Solanales; Solanaceae
Product: large ribosomal subunit protein uL15c
Exons: 4
Coding region: 102-890 (262 amino acids)
Biological process (GO): translation
Cellular component (GO): cytosolic large ribosomal subunit; ribosome
Molecular function (GO): structural constituent of ribosome
Source: RefSeq, a predicted model, not a curated record